Messenger RNA from Zonotrichia leucophrys gambelii, 4266 nucleotides. RefSeq names its product DTW domain containing 2 (gene DTWD2). The record is from RefSeq and is a predicted model, not a curated record. The coding region runs from base 1 to 969 and encodes 322 amino acids. Lineage: Eukaryota; Metazoa; Chordata; Aves; Passeriformes; Passerellidae. The transcript has 6 exons.
AUGCUGCGGGCAGCGCCAUCGACCAUCCUCCCAUGCCCAGGCGGGCCGGGUGAAGGCGGCCGUGCCGGUCACAGCCCGGUGGCAGGAACAGUUCUCCUGCAGGAGGUUAGAGCUGCCGUUCGGAGAGACACUGACAGCUGUCUGGUCAUGAGGAACCUCAGGAAAUUCAGCACAUUCGAGGCUCAGUUCCCAGGGCUAAACGAGCCCCGGGGUCACUGUCAGCCUGCGUACUGGCCUGCAAGGGAGCCACAUGCAGCAGAGGUGGGCAGCAGGCACUCCCUUUUGCCAUGUAGCCGUCCUCAGAAGGUGUGUUUGUGUCCUUUCCUGCCUGUACAUCCGCUAAAGGUCUCCACCUGCCUGUAUAUAAUUCAGCAUCCAGCAGAGGAAAGUAGAGUGUUAAGAACGGUACCUUUGCUAGCAGCUUGUCUCCCUCCAGACAAAUGCAAAAUUUUGGUUGGUCGACGUUUUAACGAAGACAGGUAUCCUGAAUUAGCAACUGUGUGCAGAAAUCCCAAUACUCUAAUUUUGUAUCCUGGAGCUGAAGCAACCAACUUGGAAGAAGUUGCAGUGAUGUCUUCUAGUCCAUCUGUUAUGAUUAUCAUCGAUGGAACAUGGAGUCAGGCUAAAGAUAUAUUUUACAAAAAUUCUCUCUUCCGCCUUCCCAAGCAAGUGCAGUUAAAACCCAGUAUUUCAAGUCAAUAUGUAAUUCGUACACAACCAACAAACACCUGUUUGUCUACUCUUGAAUGUGCAGCUGUUGCUCUUUCCAUCAUGGAAAAAAAUAAGAGUAUACAAGAGACUAUACUCCAUCCACUUCAAGCUUUAUGCUCUUUCCAACUUCAGCAUGGUGCCCAGAUCCAUCACAGCAAGGAACAUCUUCUCAAAAAUGGCUUAUAUGACAAGCCCAUGCCAAAGAAUAAACGCAAACUCAGAAGAAUGGAGCUUCUGGUGAAUAAUGUCAAAAUAUAAGAAAGCUGUACUGACUGUACAGGGGGAUUUAUUUGCAGCUAGCAAAUGAAUAUGAAUCUGGAUUUGAUCCAAACAGUUGACUAUACUCUAAUAAAACACCUUUUAGGCCCUUCUUAGGCAAGAGUUUAUCUACCAGUGUGACAAACAGUAAUGGACAAGCUUUUUCAGGUGCCUUUGUUCAGAUGAUGGAGGAGCAUUCUCAUUUCCUGUAGAGAAGAGGAAGAAAACUGAACAUAAUUUAGACUUAUGUUAUCGCUUGGGUGUCAGAUAUGAUCCUCAGUAUGACUGGAUGAAUUUAUUUUGGAGAGGCUUUUACCAGUACAAAAAGACAAGAAAUAUGAAUAUGGAUGUGAUAGAAUGGUAAGGCCUCAGCAGUUAGAAUUAUGUUGAAUAUUACUGAGGAUUUUAGCUUCAGUAUCUAACUACAGUAGACUUUCAAAGCAUAAUUCCCGAUGUUCAUUAGUUCAGAUGAACAUAAGGCUUGUUAUUUGGACAGUUCUUUCUAACUUUGAGAUUUUUAUUUCUUCUAUAAUUAGAACUCCUUUUUGUAAGUUUACUUAUUUUUUUACAAUGCAGUCAGGUUUAGUUUCUCCCAGAAUUAAUUUUUAAAUUAAGUCUGCAUAUGUUUUUACAAGAAAUUGGACAAUUCUGACUUACGAAAAGAAAAGUAGAAAUUGUGAUUUUUGGAAUUAUAACUCAGGUGCUUUGCUUUUACUUGAGCAAAAAUUAGUCUUCCACAGAUGGGGAGAUGUUGCGGAUGUAAAUAUAUCAUACCCAUACUCUGACAUAUAAUGAUUGUGCUACUAAAGGAAUUAAACAAGCCCAGUGCAAACUGCUCUGUAAGAAGUAUGAUGCAAUGACAAAUGAUUAUAUCUGGUUACAGCCAACUAACAUAAUUAUAGAUCCUCUAGGCUUCAUGUGUUUAGUUUUUAACUUCUAACAGUGAUAUAAAUGUACUUCUUUCUAAUGGGAAUUGCUAGAAGCAGAAGAAUUGGGUAUUUUUACAGGCUUUCUGAAAUAAUAUUUUAUGAUCUGGAGGGAAAAGUAAAGUGAAGGUUCUGAUAGUCCUUUCUUCUACAUAGAUGCCUCCUGCAUUUAAGAGAUUAAAAUGAUAUUUGUUUGUCUUUACUGUCAGUUGCCCUCUAGGUAACAACAUGAAGCUAAUUGGGUACUAAUUAGUCUUAGAAAAAGAUAUUUUGUCUUUAAUUUAUGAUCUGUAAGACAAGAAACUACAGGAGUGUGGUGGAGGUGGGAUGAGGGUAUGUGUAAGCACAACUAAAUGAAAGCUUUUCUGCAAUUAAGAAGAGAGGUCAAAAUUAGGUCAGAGAUUAGCUAAGAAGUUUUAGUUGACCCUGAGCUAAUAGUGACCUUUUGUUUAGGCACAGAUAAACAAUAUAAUUUGUCUGGCUAUGUGAGCAAAGCUUAUAUAACCUUUUCCUCUUCUCCCGGUCCAGAUAAAUCCGGUGUCUGCCACUAAAUUCAGCAAAGCUGAAUUAGUUUUGACAAAUCUGAAGCAAACCAGUCUCAUAUGAUUAAUGAUAGCAUAGAUGCACUUUUGUUCACAUUGGAACAGAGCAAGGGCAUGUUUAUUCCUGUAGCACACCAGUCUCCAGGCUAACUUGGAGUCUGAAGUUGGAGUCUUGUGUAAUUUGUGUGCAGAGCCUUGUGUAGGAUGCUGUGUCCACUUUCCUGCUGGACUGGUAAUCUUCCUUCCCUGUACCCUGGGACAUGGUCAAUAAUUCCUUGAGGAAACAUGGGUAUCAAUUAAGCUUUAUUGUUCAUGUCAUAUUUACAUACAUGGGUGAUGUUUGCAUUUGAUGUUGUAUACAUUAAUUUAAUUUACUUUAUUUUAAAUUCAUCUCCAGGAGCAGUGUAUCUUUUGACUUACAUUUUGAAGUUUAUUUUACCAGGCAGAAGAUUUAAUGUGUCUUUACAUAGUAUGUGACUUUAUAUUAUAGGGAACAGAAAGAAAUUUGCAUUACAGCCUGGGAUUCAUAGCCAUCUGCAAAAUGCCUUAGAAUUACAGGAUCAGAGAAAUAGUUGCCUUAAUUGAGUUAUAAUCCUAUGUUAAAUGCUCUUGUACGUGAAAUAUGUGCAGAGUUUUCAUGUUUUUCAGUGAUGGAGAAAUUCUGCACCUCAUACAGAAGGCACUUUUUCGCUUUGUUGAUUCCUCAUGUUCUUUUAAUUUUGUUCCUGUGGAUAACAGGAUUUUGUAGGAUCUCAUGCUGGAUGUAUGGAAGCCUUUAAUUGCUAAUUUCCUCUGUUGUACAAUACCAGACCAAUCAAUAUGCAACAGUUACUGAAAAAAAUAAAAACAAUGCAUUGCAAACCUCCAGGCAUUUUAAAUUUUUGAGUUUUUUGGUAUGUCCCAGCUCAGCUAUAAUGUAAUGGACAUUUAGGUGCAGCACAGCAGUCACAUGAAGUUCAGUUUCAGAUUUGUUUGAAGCUAUUAGAUACAAAAUACAGUACUUUUUAGGUGGAAUUUGCAUAAUUUUGAAAAUAUGCACAGUGUAAGAGGAAGAAUUUAGAAAGUUUGUUUUCAGAUCUUUUGGAUUCAGAAUUUGCCAAUAAAUACAUUACCUCAAAGAAAUGAAUACUCUGAAGUCCAAACUCUUGACAGAAGCUAUGUGUGAUGAAGUAGCACUCUUUGUAAGCAAUUUCAUUAGAAUAAAUUUAAUUUGCAAUUUUACUUGGCUGUAAUGGUAAAUCCAUUUCAUUUUUCCCUUACCAAAAGAUUAAUGAGUGAAACCCACCAGUCUAACAAGAUAUUGAUUAAAAAUGAAGGAAUGUGUUUGCUUCUCAUGUUUGGUCCUUUGUCCUUGUCCACUUUGUACUUCCAAAUAUCGCUACCAAAAUGAAAUCUGCUUUCUGUGUGCUGCAGUCUCAUGUGUUGGGAAAUUGGUGGCAUGGAUAGCAGGCUUUUGAACACAUGCAAAUGUUUUUCAAAGGUGCACACCAUAUUUUCAUAGUCAGUAUGAGUAAGUCUAUGGAAAAAAGACAAGGAUGGAAAUGUUAUAAAAUAAGAACACAAACCACACCUCCCCUUUUGAUUAGAAUGCUUUCUUAUUAAAGAGAUGCUCAGGACAAAUAUAAAUGUAUUUUUCUUCAGUAUUGUACUUUUGUUGCCUCAUAACCCCAUACUACCAAUAAAUUACUCUUUUAUUAGUUUUUCUUGAGAUAAAAAGGAAACUUUUCAAGUGACUUCAAAAGAGGCAAAAAUUAUUUUAAGACCAAGGGUUUUCUUCUCAACUGCUACACUAGAUAAAAAGUUGCUUAUGUUGCAUUUUUUUCUACAAC